Molecule: messenger RNA, 1443 nt
Organism: Rattus norvegicus (Norway rat)
Lineage: Eukaryota; Metazoa; Chordata; Mammalia; Rodentia; Muridae
Source: RefSeq, a predicted model, not a curated record
UGAGUUCUGAUUGGCUAAAGGUAGAUGUGUCCCAGGCGCUGAUUAGCUGGCUCUUCGCGGGAAGGAAUUUGUGGCGCCAGUGCAAAGUAGCUACAACGCCGCCACGCCGGAGCGGCAAACACUUCUUAAGUCUUCUUAUUUUCCGAGUCCAAACUUCUUGGCCUCUUUCUCAGGAAAACUGCGACCAGGAUGUGGAAUAGCGGAUUCGAAAGCUUCAGCAGCUCCUCCUAUGGCGCAGCGGGCGGCUACACGCAGUCCCCCGGUGGCUUCGGGUCACCCACACCGUCGCAGGCAGAGAAGAAAUCAAGAGCCCGAGCCCAGCACAUUGUGCCCUGUACCAUAUCUCAGCUGCUCUCUGCUACUCUGACUGAUGAGGUGUUCAAAAUUGGGGAUGUCGAGAUUUCACAGGUCACUAUUGUGGGAAUAAUCAGACAUGCAGAGAAAGCGCCAACCAACAUUGUCUACAAAAUAGACGACAUGACCGCAGCGCCCAUGGACGUUCGCCAGUGGGUUGACACAGAUAACAAAAAGAGCCUGGUGGCCUUUAAGAUCAUUCCUCUGGAGGAUAUGAAUGAGUUCACGGCGCACAUUCUGGAAGUGGUCAAUUCACACUUGAUGCUCAGCAAAGCCAACAGCCAGGCCUCUGUAGGGAGACCAUCUAUGAGCAACCCAGGAAUGGGUGAGCCAGGAAACUUCAGUGGGAAUAACUUCAUGCCAGCAAAUGGCCUCACCGUGGUCCAAAACCAGGUGCUGAAUUUGAUUAAGGCUUGCCCAAGACCUGAAGGAUUGAACUUCCAGGAUCUCAGGAGCCAGCUCCAGCACAUGCCUGUAGCCUCAAUCAAACAAGCAGUGGAUUUUCUAUGCAACGAGGGCCACAUUUACUCUACAGUGGAUGAUGAUCACUUUAAAUCCACGGACGCAGAGUAACGAGCUCUGGGAACUGGCAUCCCAGCGGGCCUGUCAUCAUCUAUCUGUUCUUCCCAGCUCUGCAGGUUUUGGACAGAAGUUCCCUGUAGAAGGUCUCAGCUGAAGUCCUUUUGGAACGCAUUGCUCUUUGUUUUGUCACUUAUUGUUUAGAGGUUCAAAAGGAGAUAGGCAGUUGAGAAAGAAGUAAACUGAGCAGGAUUUCUUAAGAGAAAUUCCGAUAAGCUAGUCAGGACUCCAGAUGGAUGGUGGGAAUGGAAGGAGGACCAGCAGAGCAGAGCAGAACCACGUCAUGCUUGGGAGCCUCUGUUCUUGAAAGGCUUCCGUCGAGAACGAACCAUACUAGGGCCAAGGGCCCAAGAAGAACCUACCUUCCUUCCCCUUGUCCUGCCUGCAGUUGAAAGAAGGUUUAAAUGAGCCUGAGGUUCUGUGCAAAGGCCUCAUGGGGCAGACAGGAAGAAAUGUUACUGUGUUUGUAAUAUAAAUGUUCAUAUGUUUGAUAAAACAGUUCACUUGUAA